UCCAGUCUCCGGCCCCGGCUCCUCGCAAGCACUUCCCACCUCGGGCGAAAGUCCGCCGGGCGCCGGAUCCUCCGCUCGGCCGAGAGGAGGGGGCGCACCCGUCCGCCGCUCGCAGCUUUCCCGGGGAUUGCUACUCCGCUUUGAACUUAAAUGAACUAGCCCCGGACCGCGGGAGGAGGAGGGAAAGCCGCGUCCUCCUGCGCUUUCUGCCGCCUGGCCGCCGGCCGCACCUUGCUCGGGCACCCCCUCCCCGAUGCUGGGGAUGCUCUGAGCCCUCCCAGCCAUGACACCCACCUGCCCCCCGGCGCCGCCAGCCCCUCGCUCCCACGGACUCUGCUGACUUCGCCGGCCUCGCCGCCCCGGCCCCCAGAGCCGGCGCAGCUCUCCCGCCCCCCGGAAAGUACUUCGUUCCCCGCUCCGCCGGGCAGGGGGCCCAGCGCACCCCGCCGCUCCCUUCGUCUCCUCUCCUUGUGUUUUUGUUUUGGUUUGGUUUUUUUUUUCUCUUUUUUUUUUUUUUUUUCUCCCCUAAGUCUUGAAGUUGAGUUUUAGAGGCGACACGGCGGCUUCAGCCGAUUUCUUCCCCUUCCUUUGCCUCCCCAUGGAUAUGCACUGCAAGGCAGACCCCUUCUCAGCAAUGCACCGGCACGGGGGUGUCAACCAGCUUGGGGGGGUGUUUGUGAACGGCAGGCCCCUACCUGACGUGGUGAGACAAAGGAUAGUGGAGCUGGCUCACCAGGGGGUGCGACCCUGUGACAUUUCCAGGCAGCUGCGGGUCAGCCACGGUUGUGUCAGCAAGAUCCUGGGCAGGUAUUACGAGACGGGGAGCAUCAAGCCUGGCGUGAUCGGCGGCUCCAAACCCAAAGUGGCGACCCCCAAAGUAGUGGAUAAAAUCGCCGAGUACAAGAGACAAAACCCGACAAUGUUCGCCUGGGAGAUCCGGGACAGGCUACUGGCCGAGGGCAUCUGCGACAACGACACGGUCCCCAGCGUCUCCUCCAUAAACAGGAUCAUCAGAACCAAAGUUCAGCAACCUUUUCACCCAACACCAGAUGGGAGCGGGACAGGUGUGACUGCACCAGGACAUACUAUUGUGCCCAGCACAGCAUCCCCUCCCGUCUCCAGUGCCUCCAAUGAUCCAGUGGGCUCUUACUCCAUUAACGGGAUCCUGGGGAUUCCUCGGUCGAAUGGCGAGAAGAGGAAACGUGAUGAAGAUGUAUCCGAGGGCUCAGUUCCCAACGGAGAUUCCCAGAGCAGCGUGGACACUUUGCGGAAGCACCUUCGUGGCGACACUUUCACCCAGCAGCAGCUGGAAGCUUUAGAUCGAGUUUUUGAGCGUCCUUCUUACCCUGACGUCUUUCAAACAUCAGAACACAUCAAAUCUGAGCAGGGUAAUGAGUACUCCCUCCCAGCUCUGACCCCUGGUCUCGAUGAAGUCAAAUCAAGUCUAUCCACUUCUGCUAACCCAGACCUGGGGACAAAUGUGUCAGGACCCCAGACGUACCCUGUGGUGACCGGUCGUGAUAUGGCAAGCACCACCUUGCCUGGCUACCCACCCCAUGUUCCCCCAACUGGACAAGGCAGCUACCCAACCUCAACUCUUGCAGGAAUGGUUCCUGGGAGCGAGUUCUCAGGGAAUCCCUACAGCCACCCUCAGUACACAACCUACAACGAGGCCUGGCGGUUCAGCAACCCUGCGUUACUAAGUUCCCCUUAUUAUUAUAGUGCCACAUCCCGGGGCUCCGCACCUCCCACUGCUGCCGCUGCCUAUGACCGCCACUAGUUACCAUGGAAACCACAUGAAACUGCAGGGCGACAGCUUAGGCCUCCACAUUGUACCUGUCUGAUUACCUCCCUCCAUCCCUGGGAAGGGUGAAGAGACCUUCUCCGUUCCUCCCAACAGUCCAGUUCCUUUCUCUUCACCACGAAGGCACCGGACCAAGCGCUCACCGCACCAGACUGAGACCUCCCAUCCUCGCCCUCCCCCUGCCCGACCGCUCCCUCCACGCCGGGAAGAACCCGCGGCCAAGUGGCUUCUCUUGCAGGAGCCCUCUGCCGCGCCACACAAAGUCCCCUUGGCUUCCAGGACUUGAGGGUGACUGGGAAGCAAUGCAGCUGGCAACCAUUGCCUUACAGGAUGCCCUUCUUCUGGGAGCGGUAAGGGCCGGGGAAAGCGGGGGAGAAUGCCGCUCAUGAAACACUGUUCCCCAAAGAUACGCUCUUCUGUGGUGGACUCCUCAACACACAUAAUCUGUGACGCUCACCCUGUUUCCCAGGACAGAGGGAACAGUCUGACUAGAGCAGAGAUGGCAGUACAAAGACCUGGCCCAUCUGGCAAUGAAGAAAAGGACCAAGUAACUAUCUGCACCCCACGAGGGGUUCUCUGUGCACCUCAUCCCCACCCUCCAGCAUGGCUUCCCCCAUAGUUGGCUGCAUAUCACGCAUGGUGACUUUGCAAGCCAGAGUCGGGAGGAACCUCACACAUACACCCACAAAUUCUGUGACACACAAUCAGCUCAGACAGGAGGAUGGAGCAACAUUUACAAACCAACCGACGAAAUGAAGAAAUAUAUAAAUAGAUAUAUAAAUAUAACUGUGUUUUUAUGCUUUGUCAUGAAGGUCUGUAAAAAGAAAAAAAAAAAAAAGAACAAAUCCCCAAUUUUCUAAAAAACCCAAGCAAACAAAAGCAACAAAAAAACCAAAAUAAUAAUUAAAAAACCCUACAAAAAUAAAACUCCAAGUCCCAUCCCUCCCCGCCACCUGAA
Messenger RNA from Columba livia (rock pigeon), 2762 nucleotides. It is a transcript of the gene PAX2, whose product is annotated as paired box 2. The coding region runs from base 599 to 1780 and encodes 393 amino acids. The record is from RefSeq and is a predicted model, not a curated record. Gene Ontology annotation, molecular function: RNA polymerase II cis-regulatory region sequence-specific DNA binding; DNA-binding transcription factor activity, RNA polymerase II-specific. Lineage: Eukaryota; Metazoa; Chordata; Aves; Columbiformes; Columbidae. Gene Ontology annotation, biological process: anatomical structure development; regulation of transcription by RNA polymerase II. The transcript is spliced from 10 exons.